AUGUUGGUUCUUAUGACAAGCUUAUUGGAAACCGAGCUUGUUUCUGUUGAAAGAGUAAAAGAGUAUUCGGUAAUAGAUACAGAGGUAAACCGAAAAUUAUUUCAUUACAUUUUUAUGCUAAAUGUAUGCUUAUCUUAUUCCUUCCUUCUAUAGCUAAUUUUUUGGGUUUUGACUUUUGUCCCUACUUAAAAUAAGUCAGACUGAACUAUCUCAUUAAAUGGUUUAAACAGCAUAAAGUGAACUGAAUAACCCCCUUAUGUUUUAAAAAUCUCUAACAAACCAUUUUGAAUACACGGUGUCACUAAUUAUCUUACUUGCACAAUAAUUGCCUUUCAUAGUUAUUAUUGGACGUUAGUGGUUAAUUAACAGCUCUCGGUUUGCGGGCUUUAGAGGCGUCCGAAUUGUAACAAUUUGUUCUUUCGUUCUAUAGAUGCCGUCUGAGGUUAAUAAGAAUACCACUUAGUUUCCAAACUUGAGUUAACUUAUUAAUCAUUCUUUUCUAAUUUUGGUGUCGUUGAACCAAAAGCUAAGAUGAUUACAUUGACCAAUCUGAAAAUUUGCUGAAAAGCAAGGUGGUCAAUCAGAACCUUGCAGCAAAUGCUUUGUGACCAAGUCAUGAUUUUUUUCCGUUCUCAUUGGCUCAUUGUCUUAGCAAUGCAAAGUAAUUAAAAACUGCUUGAUUAAAAACAAAGUAUUUGAUUUUCUUUCAAAUAGGCUGAGUGGAUUAAACCAGAUAAUCGACCCCCAGAUGACUGGCCUAACACUGGUGGUGUUGUUAUAGAAGAGUUUGACUUGAGAUAUAGGGAAGGGUUGCCUCUUGUACUUAGACAGAUCAAUUGUGAUAUUAAACCCGGAGAAAAGGUAUUACAACUAUUAAAUGUCUACAUUCAACUUCCUUGGUGUUUUCCUGUUAGGAGGCUAGUCAACACUACUGAUGUUUACAUGAAGUUUUUUCUUGUGUGUAAAGCCCUUUAUUUCAAUUUUGAGCAGGUUAGCUGUCUACUUCACUGCGUGGCAUCAUCAUCAUCAUCAUCAUCGUCAUCAUCAUCGUCACCAUCAUCUUUAUAAACAUCAUGUUCAUUUUCAUUAUCAACAUCAUUAUUGUUAUAGUAGUCUGAUAUCAUGGGUGACCAUUUACUGCAGAAUUCUGGCGCGAAAUAUGGUCGUAAAGUUUAUAAUAUUACGUGUGAUGUUAUCAAACUGCCGUUGGUAAAGAUUCCUAUAUCUCAGUGCCAAGAUGGCGUAUAGGUUAAAAGAUAUUACGGAUGAAGAUAUUACGGCAUUGAAAGACGUUAAAAAAAAGGGAAAGAGCAUAAAUUAUAAUCAACAAGAAGAUCCUAACGGGCUAAAUCCAGAAAUUGUAAACGUAAGCUAAUAUGUCUGCUUUCCCACCCUUUUGACAAAAAGUAAUUAGUUUCAUUCUAUUUACAGCUUUUAUUCGUCACCAUCACAUUAUCCAUACCUACUAUUACCAUAGACAUAUCCGACUUAGAAGUAUAACUCGAGCCCAAACUUGGGUGUGUCUCAGGCGAUCGUCAUUCAGAUUUCGUUUCUAACUCGUGUAUCGAGUUACUCUUACUGGUGUAAAGCGAAUAGUUUGUUAUACCGAGGACUUCGUUAUAGAGAGGUUCGUUAUAUCAAAGUUCGGAAAUGGAUUCAGACGCUAAACGUACCAUUUUAUUGUUGAAAAUGAAAAGUAGAUUUUCUGAUGAACACUCGAUUGUAAAUUAUGGAAAUCCUGUUUCGUGAAGUUAUGUUCUUGCGAUGGCGGAGAAAUUGUAUCGUGGUUUCGUAAGGUGUUAUCAUAUUGAUUGCUACUUAUUUAUUUGCUUUGUGUGACCUUAUUUGAGUGUGGAACCUAAUUAAGUGACCUAGCAUGAAACAUGUCGAGUGAUCGAACUUAGUUCAGUUUAUUAUAUUAUUCUUUAUCUUUUUGUCAUUAUAAGUCCUUGCAACAAAGUGAUAAGUUCUUUUUCUUUUUACAGAUCGGUGUUGUGGGCCGCACCGGAGCUGGAAAAUCGUCCCUGACUUUAGCUUUGUUUCGUAUUCUGGAGAGAGCUGGAGGAAGAAUUUUAAUUGAUGGAAUUGAUAUCGCUAGUAUUGGACUGCAGGAUCUACGCUCUAGACUCACUAUCAUUCCCCAGGUAAUAUCAUAGGCACGUAUAUAACAUGCACAUAGAUGUAGUUAGAGUCAGAGAGCAUUCUGAGGAAAGCUUCAAAAAGAAUUCUAAGUAACUAAAAUGCUUUGUUCUACUGGACUUCCGUAAGCUCGAUUAUUCCUGAUCAUCCUAAGCAUUUAUAAGAAGUGCAUCUUGUACUGGGGUAAAAUAUUCCCGGAUAAAAGUGGUCUUAACCUGGUUUGAUUUACAUUUUCCUUUAUUUCUUAACCAUAACUAUUUAUCGGAAACAAGGGAAAUUCUGCUUAAGCAUGAGAAGGGGUUUGACUCGAACAUGCACACAUUGUUAUCGCAUGCGUUGGAAAACUGUUUCAACAUCAAUGGCUUAGAUACUUAUAAGACAGUGAAGUGAUAAAGAACAUUGCAUUCAUACACAGCCACGUCUACGUUGCAGGCGUUAAUUCCCUCUAAUAGGAAACCCUGCAGGGACCCGUUUCUCGAAACUUUCGUUAACUUUUCAGGCCCGAAACCAAAUUUUCAAAUAGAAAUUUAAAGAACAUAAGCGCAGAUCUCACAAACUGUUGACUGAUAGCUUUAACAUGCUAUCUGCAAAAGUAUAGAAAACAUGAUCCCGAAUAUAAGGACAACAGCUUUCCGGAUCCGGUAAUUAUCGGCCCUGCCUCGACUCGACGAAACAAAGGGUUUUUGCGCCGUCGAAUCGAUGCGUUAGAAAUUUUAAUGGCCACACUUUUUUGAGGUAUAGAUGUCGACAUCCUCACAACAUAUACCUAUUCCUUCAUUUAUUCCUACAUUAAUGUAUUUAAUGACAUCACACGGCCUUUACACGUACAUAAGUUUAACUACCUGUUCACUGAGGGCAAGAAUAACGGGCGAUAGUGACCCUUCACUGAAGAUUGAUCAAGUUCUGUUUAAUAGGAUAUUCUUUUUUAUACAGGAGCCAGUGUUGUUUUGCGGAAGUAUCCGUUUUAACUUGGACCCGUUUAAUAAACACAGUGAUGAUGAACUCUGGACGGUCAUGGAAGUUAGUCAUUUAAAGAGCUUUGUGUCGGGACUAAAUGACGGACUACAGCACAAGAUAACAGAAGGAGGAGAGAAUCUAAGGUGAAACGCGUGUGCAUUUUCACUAACUCCCUAUUUGGUAAUAUACUAGCUGAAUAGUAUCUAGUGUCAAUUUUGUUUUGCCCAAAUUGUGCCCGCUACUGGGCUUAUUAAAAGUUCGGCAACUCAUCAGGACUUUGAGCGAUUAAAAAGCUCGUUGAGACUCUCGGGAGUUUUCAUUUCCAUCAGUAAAGAAUUCUUUUCUUAAGAAGUAGUUGUAACCAAUGUUUCGGACGAGUAAUUAGGCCGGCGAGUGACGUGCAGGAUGAGGUAUUCUAUCUAAGAAAAGAAAAGCUGAAAGCUCUGGACAACGCAUGAAUAAAGUAGACGUCGUGCAUCCCGUCUCAAAUUCAGUGUUGAAUUGCUAUCGCUAAACAUACUGGUGAUGUGGAGGUUUCACGAUUUAUCGGUGUCAGUCUUCCGUCUUUACCGAGACGAAGUCUGGUCCCAAAUUUUCUUCGCCCAGGCAAUUUAUCAGCUUGGACAGCAAACAAGAGAGUGAUGAAAAGCCAGCGUGAGCCCAACCCAAGCUAUUUCCCCAUUGGGAGCUCUGGGGAAAAGAUCUAUUGUAACCAUUCAUAAUAUCAGACUAUUAAGACAGUCUCUACUUUUUCACAGUGUUGGUCAGCGGCAGUUGUUGUGUUUAGCACGUGCGUUGCUGCGUGACAGUAAGGUCCUUGUUCUUGAUGAAGCCACAGCCGCGGUGGAUCUGGAAACUGAUGAUCUCAUUCAACAGACGAUUCGGCGCGAGUUCGCUGACCGCACAGUGUUCACCAUUGCACACAGGCUCAAUACUAUUAUGGAUUAUGAUAGGUAAGACCAAACGGUUGGGAUUAACAGAGGUGUACAAGUGACCAAGAUACUCGGAUACUACGCUUUUGAUUUGUCAUAUCUAAUAAUGAAUGAUUGAACAAAAAUGAUUGUAUUAAACUUAUCUUCACUUUGCUUUUAUUGUACCCUGUAUGAUGGUCCGAGAUAUGCGUUAUUUCUGACUGUUCGAAAAUCAUGUAUCAUUCCGGAACGUUGCUUUGAGGUUUAUGGAAAGAGCUUUCAUGACACCUUUUAAGCAUAAAAACGUCCUCUGAGACCUUUUGGAGAGGCGAUUUCAGGUCAAUCAGAGUCAGUAUACCAGAAAUGGUGUUAAUCAUCUUACAUAUUGUAUUUGCUUUUGUAGGAUCUUGGUUCUCGAUAACGGGGUCAUCUUCGAAUUCGAUACACCUGAGAAGUUGCUGAAACAAGAAAGCUUGUUUAUGAAAAUGGCGAAAGCUGCAAAUUUAGCAUGAGUCAUACGUAAUGGAAUCCCUGCUCAAAUAAAAGAAUACAUACAGGACAAGAGCAAAAAACUGGAAAGCUGCCCUGGUUUUGAUGUGGCAGCCCACUAUACAGAGCUAUAACUACAUCCGCACCGGAAGUAAAGUCUUUGGAGGAUACUGCGACUGUGCGG
This is a messenger RNA of Porites evermanni, 4680 nucleotides long. The record is from the annotation of a GenBank genome assembly. Lineage: Eukaryota; Metazoa; Cnidaria; Anthozoa; Scleractinia; Poritidae.